This is a messenger RNA of Naegleria lovaniensis, 432 nucleotides long. RefSeq lists its product as uncharacterized. The record is from RefSeq and is a predicted model, not a curated record. Lineage: Eukaryota; Heterolobosea; Eutetramitea; Acrasida; Naegleriidae. The transcript has a single exon. The coding region runs from base 1 to 432 and encodes 143 amino acids.
AUGAGCAAGGAUCCUCAUCUAAACUCUGUCCCCAUCAACACCUCCAUUCACAGCGAGAGGAAUGAGAGUUUCACUCUCGGAAAUCUAUUUCAUGUGGAAUCUCAUCAUCUCGAUUCGAGUAGAAAUGAAAAUAUCGAACUCUUUCAACAUCUCUUUAAAACCAACUCCACACUCAUUGAAAGAAUUAUUUCAACCGGUCAAUUCACACCCUCCGAGGAAUGGUACGAUCAAGAGAAGGAUGAAUUUGUGGUACUUUUACAAGGGGAGUCCACUCUAUUGAUGGAAUGUAAAAAAGAUCAAAAUGUAGUGGAAUUGAAAGAAGUGAAAUUGAAAAAGGGUGAUUAUAUCAAUAUUCCAAAACAUGUGAGACAUCAAGUGAAAUCAACUUCUGUGGAUCCACCUUGCAUUUGGCUUGCCGUUCAUUAUACUUAA